This is a messenger RNA of Salmo salar (Atlantic salmon), 3767 nucleotides long. Its product is annotated as solute carrier family 52, riboflavin transporter, member 2. Gene Ontology annotation, molecular function: riboflavin transmembrane transporter activity. Gene Ontology annotation, cellular component: plasma membrane. The record is from RefSeq and is a predicted model, not a curated record. Gene Ontology annotation, biological process: riboflavin transport. NCBI's taxonomy places the organism in Eukaryota, Metazoa, Chordata, Actinopteri, Salmoniformes, Salmonidae.
GGGGAGGAGAGUCUACCCUUCACGUAACACGACACAAAUCAUAGAUAUUGUUUCUGCGGACGCAUUUACUCAACUCGAAUAUCCUUCUGGCUGACAUUUUAAUAAGAAAGGGCAUCGGCCCCACUUUUCAAACAAUACAUAACGUACAUUUUGUCUGUCUUCUUCGUCAGAGCGGCUAAAUGGCGGGUACUUGGUGGAAUAGUGCCGCUUUUACUCACGUCCUUGUGGCUCUUUUCGGUAUGGGUUCCUGGAUUUCCGUGAACUGUCUCUGGGUUGAGCUACCCGUGGUUGUCAGAGUUCUGCCUGAAGAGUGGAACCUGCCGGUCUAUCUGUCAGUACUGAUAGCCUUUGGGAAUAUAGGUCCGAUUGCUGUGACCAUAACGCAUCACUGUGCCCCAGGACAGUUAAAUGAGCGCCUGGUCAUCCACAGUAUCCAGGUUCUAGCAGUGGUGGCAUCAAUCUUCCUAGCCAUCUUUUGGUCACAGGUGGCCACUGUGGCAGGGGAAGUGAGAUCCGUACCAUAUCUGCUGCUCACGUUUGUUUUGGCUCUGGUUUGCUGUACGUCCAAUGUCACCUUCUUGCCCUUCAUGUUCCGCUACCCCCCUCAAUACAUCCGCACAUUCUUUGUUGGCCAGGGGCUCAGUGCCCUGUUCCCAUGUUUUGUGGCUUUGGGGCAGGGUGUGGGGAAAUUGGAGUGCAAAUCGAAGAAUGGCACAGUACAGGCACACUACCUGGAAGAGAACUUCCCUGCCCAGGACUUCUUUUGGUUCCUGUUUGUAAUGCUGACAAUCUCAGCCCUCUGCUUCAUGGCUUUGACGCGUAGAGAAAUAACAGAGCCAGCAUCACAGGAGACCCCAGAGCCUGAGAUGGUGAUGACAAAGGAUAAUGGGGAGGAGACCCACCCGCUCCAGAAUGGAGGAACACUGUUGUCUGAGGACCAGGUGGAGUUGGAGAAAGCAUCCCCGGUCCAAACCUUCUGGACGCCACGCAACAUCUACCUGCUGGUGCUACUAGGUGUGUCCAACGCCCUGACCAACGGAGUCCUUCCCUCUGUCCAGAGCUUCUCCUGUCUGCCCUAUGGCACCAUGACCUAUCACCUUUCUGUGGUCCUUGGCAACAUUGCAAACCCAUUGGCCUGCUUUGUGGCCAUGUUUGUCCUCUGCAGGUCAUCUGUGGGUCUUGGUUUCAUGUCUGUAGCAGGUGGGGUCUUUGCAGCCUACCUCAUGGCUCUUGCAGUGCUCAGCCCCUGCCCUCCUCUCUUGGGGAGCCCUGCUGGUGUAUCCUUGGUGGUGGUGUCCUGGAUCAUCUUCACUGGUCUGUUCUCUUACCUGAAGGUAGUUAUUGGGACGCUGCUCCACGAGGCUGGCCAUGCUGCUUUGCUGUGGUGCGGUGUCUUCAUCCAGGCUGGCUCACUGAUAGGAGCCCUCUCCAUGUUCCCCCUGGUCAGCAUUUACCACAUAUUUGCAAGGUCUCAGGACUGUGUGGACAACUGCAGUUAGUUAGGCACCAGGAACCACAGCUAGCUGGGUGAUCACGUCAGGGAGGGAAGAUGGAACACCCUUUCCAGGCCCAGAAGGGUUGAUGGGGGGGGGUUCUGUAAGGGCUGAGGAAAGGCAUUCCAGGGGUAAUGGGAGCAUUGAGUUGCUGUGUCCUGGUUAAGGGGAUGUAAGUGCCUGUGAUGCAGUGCCGCAAGGGAUUUUUAAAAUUAUUGAUCUAGUUUCUUGGUUUGCUGAAGGAGCUGCUAUUACCGGUAUGUUUUCCCACUAAAUCAUGUGACAAGUCUUGUUUAAUCAGGGACUGAAUCAAUAACACCCAUUCAUCCAGUUUGGCUGUCCCCAGGCCUUAGGAGUAAGAAACAAACACAUUAAUGGCCAGUUUCAGAGAGACAGAAUAAGCCCAGUCCUCGACUUAAAAGCAUGCUCAAUGGAGAAUCUCCAGAGAAUGCAGAGAGUCCUGGACAGGGCUUAAUCUUUGACUUGGAUAGUGGCCCUAUGAAACUCAAAAACCACGUUUCCAUCCACAGCUUUCGUGUGAUUUAAAUUCAUAUCAUAUAACAAAAAAAUCACGACAGCUGUGAUGGAAACAGGACAGGUCGGUACAAUUUUAUAAAUGCUGACAGAUCAUUUCCUGGGAUCUUUGUCUAAAAUUAAUAAUGUGAGAAAUGACAAAUAUUGACGAUCAUCAUAUCGAAGUAAACUUGUGAUGAUAUGGUGUGUGGUCCUCCCACUACGUCUUGGAGAAACCGUGCAGUUUAUUAGGCUACAGAUUGUACAAAUUAUGAACUUCACAGCGUGGUGAAAGUGCAAGGUGAUCUUGAUGCUUUAUCUUAUUCUGGUGACAUGAUGAUCGAUGCUUGAAUGUUGUUUGACAAAUUAACAGAUUCUUGCUCUUAUCCAUAAUCAUCUCAUGUGGACUAGCCUACCCGCACAGCCUGUCCGCACUGGAUCUGCCGAAUGUUGGCACGUGCAAAGACCAGAGUAGGCACAUUUGCUAUUUAACGCAACAGUUUUUGUGACUACUAUCUGAGAGUUUAGACUAUUUGAAAAUGCGAUGGAAACCCAUUGUACUUUAGAUUUUUAUUUGUUACAUGAAAACGUACAUUUUGUAUGCGCACCUCUUUUUAUCCGUAAUAAGUCCGUUUGGUGGAAACAUACCACUGGUGGAAUUUUUUUGUAUUUUUUUAAAUGCAGGUUUAUUUUAUAUUCGCAUGAAAAUCUGUCACCAAUUGGAUGGAAACCUAGCUAUAGACAGGUUUUAAUACUACUGUUUCUCAGGUACAAAUACCUAUCCAAAGCUAACCAACAAUGAAUGGAUACAAAAUGUAACUGGAAGCUAUUCACUUUCAGCCAUUGACUGAAAUGUUUAAUUUUAGUCCUCUACUUGUUAUUUCAAAUACCUACGCUGCCCAAAUCAAGGGCAGCCAUUUAGUAAAUUGACAUUCAAGUUUUGAUUUACUAUUGGAGCAGUUGAAUAUAACUUGUAAUUGAUUAUACACAAUUUUGUUCUGAGUGCUGUAGUAACAAUAUGAGUUCGUUUUGCUGCUGAGUGGGGUUGUUAUCAUGCACUGUUGUGUAGCCAAUCAUUAUUAUGGCUCUAGUACAGCGGUGUUUUAAUCCAAGCCUGGAGGUCCAGAGUACUGCUGUUUUUCUGUUCUACCUCAUAAUCACCUGCAUUCACCUGGUGUCCCAGGUCUAAAGCAGUCCUUGAUUUAUAGGGGAAGAAUGAAAAUCAGCAGUGGAAUUGUCUUUGAGGUCCAUGUUUUGAAUUUGCCUGUUCUAGGAGAUAUUUAUAUUUCUGCCAUGUCUGUCAUUUGGUAUGUCAUUGUCUGCCAUGUCAGAAUCAUCAUUCCAGAGAGAUUAUAGUUGAAGCUUAUUUUGUGUUGUCCUGAUAAUUAUGAAGAACUACUUGUUUAUUUCCCUCCAGAUUAUUUCUCCAUACACAAUGUGAUUGUUUCUUUCUACUAAUGCCCUCGUCUCCUGUUGCGUUUUAUCAUCCAUGUAAUUUGGUGUUGAAUCCUUUUUGAUGACCAUUAUUUUUUAAUUAUUAACCGUUCCAAAUGUUAGCCUUCCUUCAGAUAAAUGAAAUGUUAUCUUAUUAUCUAAAACAUUUCGGUAAUGUUGAAGCCUCUGUCUUUAGGCCAAACACCAGUGCUAAGUCUGAUAAUGUAAAUGCGACCUAAGUUAGCCUACUAAACACGUCUUGACUGAGACACAAAGGGUUUCGGCUUUGGAAGGAAUAAAGAAAAUAAAAGAAUCUGCUACGCGUUA